Messenger RNA from Salvia splendens (bonfire salvia), 1046 nucleotides. RefSeq names its product salicylic acid-binding protein 2. Gene Ontology annotation, molecular function: methyl jasmonate esterase activity; methyl salicylate esterase activity; methyl indole-3-acetate esterase activity. Lineage: Eukaryota; Viridiplantae; Streptophyta; Magnoliopsida; Lamiales; Lamiaceae. The transcript is spliced from 3 exons. Gene Ontology annotation, biological process: jasmonic acid metabolic process; salicylic acid metabolic process. The coding region runs from base 94 to 870 and encodes 258 amino acids. The record is from RefSeq and is a predicted model, not a curated record.
AAAGUGAAGAACUAAUUGAUCAUGAUAAUCGAAGGGCUAUAAUUUUGUCUUAAAUUUUUUUUAUAAGACGUGGUUCAAUUUUUUAUAGUUGUAAUGGAAGCUGUCUCAAAACCAUCGGUGCAUAUUGUUCUAGUCCACGGCGCUUGCCACGGUGCGUGGUGCUGGUACAAGCUCAAGCCGCUGCUGGAGGCGGCUGGGCACCGUGUCACGGCCCUUGACCUAGCCGCAUCCGGCAUAGACCGGAGAAGCCUGGAAGAGGUCCGCAGCCUGGCCGAAUACUCGCAGCCUCUGCUUGAGCUGAUGGCCUCGUUGCCGGCGGCGGAGAAGGUGGUUCUGGUGGGCCACAGCCUUGGUGGAAUGAAUAUUUCACUUGCAAUGGAUAUGUAUCCUCACAAAAUUGCUGUUGCUGUUUUUAUUGCUGCUUUCUUGCCUGGCUCUACACCUCAGCUUUCGGAUAUAACUCAAGGAGAAGGGUGGUUAGACACACAGUACAUACCAUAUGGUUCCAAUGAAAAUCCUCUAACUUCGAUGCUCUUCGGCCCCAAUAUGCUUUCCUCCAAACUUUACCACCUUUCCUCACGUGAGGACUUGGAACUAGCAAAAAUGUUGGUAAGGCCAAGCUCUGUUUUUCAUGAAGAUUUAUCAAAGAUAGGUGCAUUAGUCACAAAGGAAGGGUAUGGAUCGGUGAAAAUGGCAUACGUUGUGUGCACAGAAGAUAAGAUUAUUCCAGAAAGUUGCCAACGCUCGCAGAUAGAAACAAAUGGUGUGGAUGAUGUGAAAGUGAUACAGAAUGCUGAUCACAUGCCUAUGAUCUCACAGCCCCAACACCUCUGCCAAUCUCUACUCGAGAUAGCUAAUACAUAUGCUUAAAUAUGUAGUAUAUUUUAUGGGGUCGUUCGAUUGCCAUGUUUCAAUGAUUUUGUACAACUUAUAAGCGUGUUUUCUUAGGCCAUAUAGUGAUGUCUCUUCCAAAAAAUGAAUUAUUGAAUCUAUUUAUACAAAAAUUAGAGGGAUGGGAGUGAAUGACCAUUCCACAUUACUUGAAA